AUGAAUGGUCUUGUGGUUUAUUUUCUCUUAAUCGCUGUGCUAGUAUUAUUAGUGGUUAUUUUUGUUUACUUGGCUUUUUAUUUGCCCCAAUCUAAAUCCCAAGAAAUCAGUUCUCUGGAAGAAAAAAUCCAACUUCGUUUGGAUAACUUGGUUAAUCACCAAAAAGAAUCGGGUCAACAACAAGAAAAACUAUUACAACUUCGUUGGGAACAAUUGGAGAAAGAACUAAAAGCCAAUAAAGAAGGUUUAACUCAACAACAAAAAGAACAGGAAAAUUUACUAAAAACCCACUUGGAAUCACUGA
This is a messenger RNA of Racocetra fulgida, 304 nucleotides long. Lineage: Eukaryota; Fungi; Glomeromycota; Glomeromycetes; Diversisporales; Gigasporaceae. The record is from the annotation of a GenBank genome assembly.